CGCAAGCUCAGCCCUAUACCAAACCCCUUCCAAAGCUGAUCAGUGGAUGAAACACCUAUCGUAUCCUCCCCAUUAUGCAGUGUGCGCCCUCUCUGCCUCUCGAAUAGCUGUGUAGCCGUCUUCCUCCAGCUUUAGCACCCUUUGGAAAGCAAUGUUUAACCUCACCAACCUUGUGCAGAAAGCCCAACAGUUCAUCGAGCCCGCCCUUCCAGUAGGCCCUCCCUCCUCCGAUCGCAGACCGUCCAAAGCCUCCCUUUUUCGCCAUCAGUUCAGACUCCCCGACUCGCAAUCGCCGCUGCAGGAGAUAACCGCAGAGCUCACACUUUCACCCCACCAUUCGACGAGGGGCGGCUCCGGCGACACCAGUUCCCAAGAGAAGGAACGCAGCCAGGGAAACCACUAUGUCGGAAAGCUUCAUCUGAGCGAGCAGUAUCUCUGCUUCUCUACACAAGGGUCUAGCUUCUUGAGUUCGGCCAGUCUAAGCUCUUCGAGCAGCUUCACCGGCCAGACUCAUGGCUCGGGCCCGGCUGGAAAUGGCUUUACACUUCCCCUUUGUGCGAUUCGCCGAGUCGAGCGAUUGCACAGCCAGAGUUAUAUGUUUGCUCUGGCUAUAACUACCUGGAACGGAAUCCCUGACUCCAAAGCAAAGAAUGCUGCACCCAGCGGGCAGCGGCUCACAAUUCAGCUUGCCGGAAGUCGGCAGCAAUGCGAGCGAUUCUGCGAUGGACUGAAGAAAGGGCUCAGAGAAGGUGUCCGGGAGGUGGAAAACCUACGGAAUGUUGUAGCUCAAUGUUACUCGGAAUAUCUGCUCCAGGGGGACGUCGAUGAAAAGAAAGAGGGCGGAGACAAUACACAGAAAGCCCGCGAGCACCCGGACACAGGCCUUGGGUUGAUAUUCAGAUAUCCUGGCAACGCCCGGAAGCUUCGAGAUGCGACUAAGAUAAGACUUUGGAAAGAAUACCUACGAGAAAACGGACGUAGCGCGACGUUGAUUCGACAGCCUACUUUCCAUAAGCUUAUUCGCGUUGGUCUUCCGAAUAGAUUACGAGGUGAAAUGUGGGAACUAUCCUCGGGCGCGUUCUUUCUACGACUACAGAACCCUAAAUUAUAUACGGAGACAUUAGAGAAGUACUCCGGACGAGAGUCUCUGGCUAUCGACGAGAUCGAAAAGGACCUCAAUCGAAGUCUUCCGGAAUAUCCUGGUUUCCAGAGUGAGGAAGGUAUCGGUCGGCUGCGGCGUGUUCUGACGGCCUAUAGCUGGACUAAUGAAUCAGUCGGGUACUGUCAGGCUAUGAACAUCGUAGUGGCGGCUCUGUUGAUAUACAUGUCCGAGUCACAAGCCUUCUUUCUCCUCUCCGUUCUUUGCGACCGUCUCCUGCCUGGUUACUACUCAAUAACCAUGUACGGCACCCUCUUGGAUCAACGAGUUUUCGAAUCCCUCGUAGAGAAGACCAUGCCUAUCCUUUGGGAUCACCUGGUCAAAUCAGACGUCCAACUGUCUGUGGUUUCCUUGCCUUGGUUCCUAUCUCUCUAUAUCAACUCUAUGCCGUUGAUCUUCGCAUUCCGCGUACUUGAUGUGUUCUUUCUGGAAGGUCCUAAAGUUCUCUUCCAAAUCGGAUUGGCGAUUUUGAGGAUCAACGGAGAAGAGCUUUUAGAUGCCACUGAUGAUGGUACAUUCAUCUCCGUUUUGAAAUCAUAUUUCUCUCGAUUGGACGAGUCGGCACACCCCAAAUCAGAGAACCCGAAACUGCGAGCCGUUACGAGAUUUCAAGAACUCAUGGUCGUGGCAUUUAAAGAGUUUGCGGGCAUCACACAAAACACCAUAUCAGAGCAGCGCGCGAAGCAUAAGGAUGCAGUGCUUGCUAACAUUGAAAGUUUCACGAAACGCACUUCUAUUCGAAAUUUGGGACCCGAUAGUAAACGCUUGAGCGUUGAAGAUUUGGGUUUCCUUUACGAUAAGUUUUACGCCGUCUUAUACGAGCGACAGCAGAGGGCAGAGAUUUUGCAGCAGGAGGCGGACAGAAAAGCAAAGGCAGCUAAGAGCAGGGCAAGCACAAUCGUCACUGGUUUCGCUAGCGACAACGUUGAGAGAGGAAGAGUAGCCCUUGGUCCGAGCCCUACCCAGAUGGAUUAUGACGCUUUCAGAGAGUUCCUUGCUGGCGUCGCCAAGUGGGCAAUUACGGAUUCGCCCACUUCCCCAGAGCCAAGUGGAACACAGUCCCCGCACUCAUAUUUCGGUGGUAGCACACGGAACAAGCCAGCUUUAUCACCAUGGGGUACUGGCCCGGAACCAGCAGAACAUGAAUUCAUGAGGCGUCUCUUCCGCCGGUGGGAUGCGGAUAUGGCUGACUCACUUUCCUUGCAGAAUGUCGUCACUGGUUUCGCACAGGUGAAAGGCACGAAAGACAUAAUGUCAAACAUAAGCUACUUCUUUGAACUGUAUGACGACGAUGGAGAUGGUAAGGUCGACCGCGAGGGGAUUCUCAGAAUCUCCGAGGCACUCCUGUUUUUGUCUAGAAGAGGUUUCGGUGAUUCGCCAACCCCGUCACCUACGGCCACUGAUAUACUCUCUGGAGAAAGCCCUGAAAGGGGUAAUCGUGACGAGCAAUUCCUCUCAAGUGUUUCUGCUUUCAUCCGCCGUUGCUUCGAAUACGCCGAUCCCGACCACCCUGCAAACCAGGACGAGAAAACAGAUGAGUUGAGCAGCGAUCUGGACAAUUUCUCGAUAGCGGACGACGAUGACGAGGAUCUCAUGGAUCUCAAGUCAGAGCCUAGCACCCCGACCGCCACCUCGCGUCCUGUCAAGAAUCCCCUUUCGCCGACAAAAUCGAUGAAGAACCCGCUCAGCCCAAUCCAGACCAACGAAUCGAACGGCGAGAGGACAGAAAAGGCGAAGGCUGCAAAUCUGGCAUUGGACCCCAACAAGCCUCUUCACAUUACACUACCUACUUUCCGCAUGGUGAUCCUUGCAGAUGAACUUUUGGAACAUUUCUUCGAGACCGGAUUUUCAUCGUCAUUCCAUCUUGCUGAUAAACAGCUGUCGUCCAAGGCCUCCAGCUCCUCCAAUCUGACCACAUUCUCCAAUGCCGGGAGGCAGAUGGCUGCAGCUACUGCAGGUAUGGGCGGUGUUGUUGGCGGGGCUGGUGCAGGUGUCGUACCACCCGGCAAAGGUCUGCGCGGUAUGCUUGACAACAUCGUCAGCGACGGAAUGCGUGUUGCAGCGGAGGUUCGACGUAGGAUGGAUGAAGCGCAGAAGGAAAUGGACAAAGAAGCACGCCAUGGUCGGGACGACGAAGAUGAAGAAGAGGACGCAUCAAAUGCUAAGGACGCCGACUUACUUGAAGGUGCAGAGACGGCCGGAGUGGACACUUCGAAAGGGGAUGCACCGAACCUGCUCCUGCCAGAGGCAUCCAUUGGAGCCCUUCCGCCACCACUUCUCGAGCAAACUGUCCCCGAACAUUUUUCUGGAAUUGUGAAGCAAUAUGGAGAUCGUGAUGCCGUUAUAUCUCAUCACCAACGCAUACGGUUGACGUAUGAUACUCUGGAUCGGAGUUCUAAUAUCUUAGCACGAGGUCUAGCAAAGGCAGGUGUUAAGAAAGGAGAAAGAGUGGCCGUGUCGCUGGGCAAUAAUAUCGAGUAUGCUACGGUCACAUAUGCACUCUUCAAACUGGGGGCCAUACUGGUGCCUCUCAACCCAGCUUUCAACGCGCCGCAAGUUCUGUCUGCAUUAAACCACCUGGCUGCUUCCCAUCUCAUCAUCGGAGCGGAAACCAAUCUACCUAGGAAAGAUCCAAGGUCAAAUAUCCCACUCCUAACGCAUCUCGUACCAAAUCUUGCAGGCUCAAAGCUCGAGUCCGAACUAGUGCCAUCACUACAAGCUGUGGUUGUCGUGGAUAAUUCCGCCGGCCGCAUAGACGCAAAAGCUUACAGAAGUGCGCUCAAAUAUCAGACAGUAUACGAAGAUGGCGACAGUGACUCGGCGAUUUCGUAUUCAGACCUUCAUCCCAACGACGUUGUGAAUAUCCAGUUCACUUCGGGCACGACGUCCAUGCCGAAGGCUGCGUGCUUGUCUCAUAAGUCGAUCUUGAAUAACGGAAACAGUAUAGGAGAUAGAAUGCUACUUACUCCAAAAGAUAUCGUCAACUGUCCGCCUCCAUUAUUUCAUUGUUUUGGUUGCAUACUGGGAUACAUGGCUACCGCAACUCAUGGAUCAGCCAUAGUCUUUCCAUCAGAAGCUUUCAACCCAAUCGCAACGCUCGAAGCUGUCCGAGAAUACAAAUGCACUGCUCUAUAUGGCGUCCCCACAAUGUUCACAGCCGAGCUCGAACUUCUGGCCAAUGGCGUCGUACCUUACGAAGGCUUCCAGCAUCUCCGAACUGGCAUAGCAGCCGGAUCAUCGAUCCCCGUCGAACUCAUGCGGAAACUACACAAAGUGCUCAACCUGACAGAACUCACAAUCUGCUACGGCAUGACGGAGACGUCACCCGUCAGCGCAAUGACAACGACCGACGAUCCCAUCGAGAAGCGCCUCGACAGCGUCGGCCGUCUCCUCCCACACGUUCAGGCCAAAGUCGUCGAUCCGCUAGACUGGUCCCGAACGCUCAAUGUGGGUGAGCGCGGCGAACUCGCCGUCUCAGGCUAUCUCGUCAUGUCCGGUUAUUUCGGAGACCCAGAGCGCACGAAUGAGGUACUCGUUCCAGAUGACACGGGAAGAUUGUGGAUGCAUACCGGCGACGAGGCGUCGAUAGACGAGGAAGGCUACGUGAAAAUUACGGGAAGGAUCAAGGAUUUGAUUAUCAAGGGCGGGGAGAAUAUUCAUCCUCUCGAGGUCGAAAACUGUCUCUUCGCUCACCCGAAGGUCAGCGAGGUCAGCGUUGUGGGACUGCCCGAUGAGCGAUAUGGUGAAGUUGUCGCAGCGUUCAUCGUCCUGCAUCAGGGAGAGGAAGGGAAAGUGAGCAUUGAAGAGAUCAAGGAGUGGGUUAAGUCUAAGUUGAGCCAUCACUUGGUACCGAAAUAUGUGUUUUGGGUUGACGGCUACACCAAAACAGCAAGUGGAAAGAUUCAGAAGUUUAAGCUCAAAGAGUUGGGGAUUCAGUUGCUGAAAGAAGGACAAGGUGUAUAGAUAUUCGCUGCGUUGGCUAUCGCAAAGCAUCUUGUGUCGUGAAUGUGUGAGUUCUACCAAGUCUUGACUUUGUCAUCGAAGAAUGAUACGAAACAUACGAGUAUACGAUCACUAGCUAAUUUGAAGAGGUUCUCCUGCAGAUACAUGCAGAUAUGUGUGCCUCAUUACCAUUGAAUACAAAAUAUUUG
Messenger RNA from Aaosphaeria arxii CBS 175.79, 5310 nucleotides. Its product is annotated as acetyl-CoA synthetase-like protein. Lineage: Eukaryota; Fungi; Ascomycota; Dothideomycetes; Pleosporales. Gene Ontology annotation, molecular function: medium-chain fatty acid-CoA ligase activity. The transcript is spliced from 11 exons. The record is from RefSeq and is a predicted model, not a curated record. Gene Ontology annotation, biological process: fatty acid metabolic process. The coding region runs from base 152 to 5122 and encodes 1656 amino acids.